Messenger RNA from Nematocida major, 2874 nucleotides. RefSeq lists its product as uncharacterized. The record is from RefSeq and is a predicted model, not a curated record. The transcript has a single exon. Bases 1 to 2874 code for a protein of 957 amino acids. NCBI's taxonomy places the organism in Eukaryota, Fungi, Microsporidia.
AUGGAAUAUACAAACGUGCUUGUGCUUCUUAUGUUUGCAUAUGCCGUGUGCUCAACACACAGCAUGCAUACGUUCCAGAACGAGUCUGAGCGCUACUCCUUUAUGGAUCACGGGCAGGACGUAUACUUUGCGCAACACGCAGGCAUGAAUAACUUGGGCUUUGCUGCUGAUGCAUACACUGCAGAGCCUAGCACUGCCCGCAUGAACUAUAUGGACCAACCAAUCCCAGAAGAAUUUACACAAACAUACUCCGACAUUCUGCAGCCCAUGGAGAGUUUUCGCAUAGACCAGCAGAAAAAUCCGACUUGGGAAGCCCACAAGCGCAUGGCAGCGACCAGAUACUCCUCUGCAUCUUCUCAGAUGUCUGCAUCGAGCAAUAACACGUACGACAACAGCUAUGACACCUUCACAAGCGACUCCGACUCUAACCAAAUGCCAGACGCUGAAAGGCCCAGGCUUGUGCAAAAGCGUAAUUUCUCUCCACGUGCUGGCAAAGCCCCCAUGGAAGAAAGAUCCUCCAGUGCACGAAUGUCCGAUGAAACCACCAGCCCAAGGAGCACGCACAUCUCAAGCAAGAACGCAAGUUUUUCCAGCGUGGAGGCUGCCUUGGAGGAGUUUAGCUCUUUUGUAGAGGAUUUCACUUCUAACCCACCCUCAAGAUCCUCUAUGAUGAGUCACAGCUACAGCGAGACGCAGGAAGAAAAUUCUGGUUCUCGUGCGGAAAGAAGCGCAUUGAUGGAUGCGCCUGCCCACGGUAUAAACUUGCUCAAGGCUGAGGAGCCACGCCUCUUUGAAGAAAUGCACUACACAUUUCACAAAAUAAUGGCAGCCCCCGCCCCUGGAAACACCUUUGGAGUGGGCAAAAAGGAAGAAAUCAUCCUCAAUGAGAGCGAGGGAGUUUACAGGACUGCAAAUGAGCCCUAUUUAGAGCAGGGCCAGAUAAACCGUGAAAAUAGCAUAUACGGUUCUUUACCGGGACGCUUUGCAGAGGACGCUGCAGAAAAACAUGUACAAAAAAAAAUGCCGAACAACACUAUUCCUCCUGCACGCCCUGUAGACGAAGAAAAAAGAGGAAAUAGCACGAGGAGCCACAAUCGCUUGCCCAACCGCCCUAUUUCAGAUCCUAGUCGCUCUGAAAAGAAUUUUAACCCGACAGCACAGAAAUCCCCGUUUAAAAUGGACUUUUCUGAGAUAUUCAAGAAUGAUGCGCCUCCCACGAAGCAUUUGGAGCCGUCUCCUGCGCUUCCCGCCCAGGCGAAUCGUUUUCCACUCUCAGGCAACGCGCCAGCUGCCAGCAGAGCGCCUCAAGCACGCAACGGCCCAAUCGAUGGUGCUAGGCCGCAGGAGAUCAACAACCAGCUGAGGAGGAAAACCCCCGAAUCGUCGCCCUACUGUACCACAAUGAACCCAAUUUCCAUAUACCUAGAUCAAACUAAGAGCAUGCUGAAGGUCUCUGAGUUUUUAGAGGUUUACCCGGAUGGAUCUACGUAUCCAAAGCACUCUAGGAUGUUUUUGGUGACAAAAACCCUUUCGCGCACAGGAAACAACCUGUUCAUGCCCGAGGCACAAAACCUGGCGAUGAUACUCAACGCCGAGCAGAAAAUGGACAAGCCUGCAGUUUUCCUGCUUGACAGUCUAGAGUUCAGUGCACCGAGUGCUGACUCCGGCCCAAUACCAACGCCAAAAAUAAGGUCCAACCGUUGCAUUAAGGUAGGCUUUACAGGCAUGUGCAAAAGCCUGUCAAGCAUGAAAGAAAUAACGAUGUUCCUCACAAAACUUGCAAGCCAGGUCAACAUUUAUAUGGGCACGUGCAAAUGCGGAAUUUCAAAAACUUGCGGAAACAAGGCCUUUGCCAUGGGCAUGAUUGAGAUGGUGAAGAAGGACUGGUCCGACCAUAUGAAACAAAGCCAGAGUUUGUCGAUUAUGUACCAAGACGUCCACAUUGAGAGGAUAGAGGACUUGGUGCGCGAAGAUAGGGUCCGCCAGCAGCAUUAUAUGCACUUGCAGUUUGAUUCCCUCAGGGUUUCAUUCUCCAACCUGCCAGGCGUCAUUACCAAGCUAAUAUCGGGUUUGAAAUCGCCCAACGUCUUCUAUUCCAACUUUAUGGUGCGGUCCUUGAUCAUUGAGCUUCCUAAAAUAGCCUUGCCCUCCAAAAGCAGCGUGCAAAAGAAAGUGCAGCAAAAUGCCAUGGAUUCGAUCCGCGGUAUGAUUUCCAAGUAUAUGAAAAAUGUGCUAAUCGAAAAGCGGAUAGAAGCCCCGUCCAAAUUCGCAAUAGGUGCCACGAGCAAACAGCCCAAAAACAUCUCCAAAAUGACUUACUUGAUUCCGCCAGCAACUGCCGUUUCCAAAGUGUGCUUCUCCUUCAACACGGCAGACUAUGUGCCCACCUCUACAUACAAACAAAUAUUAGGGUUCUUGAAAGAGAAUGUAAAUGUGCUGAAAACUGAAAUUUCCAUAGAAGAAACAACAUCGCUGCAGCAGCUUCAUGGUUUUAUCGCAACAAUGAAGAAAAAGCUGGUAUCGAUAAAUGACUACACAAAUGUUUUCUUUUCGGCUAGCAUAUAUGACCACACAAAGGGGGAUAUACCCGAGCCCAAAGGAAAAAUGCUCUGCAACACAGAAGAACUUUGGCUGCUGCUCUCCGGGCUAUGCGAUAAAAUCAUUAACAUUCCUAAUCAGAAAUCUAAAUUUGUCGAAAACUCGUAUGUUCUUGAGGUGUCCAUCAACCUAAGGUUCCCACCCGCAAACCCAAAUGCUCCCAGAGACAUGUCCUACUACACCAAGAAGUACCCCCAGAGAAUCUACAAAGACAUAGCGCAUAGUCUGUGGGCAGCCUACAACAUAACCCCAGAGAUGCUGGGCACCGGGAUUUGA